Nothobranchius furzeri (turquoise killifish) is the source of this 4554-nucleotide messenger RNA. RefSeq lists its product as uncharacterized. The record is from RefSeq and is a predicted model, not a curated record. NCBI's taxonomy places the organism in Eukaryota, Metazoa, Chordata, Actinopteri, Cyprinodontiformes, Nothobranchiidae.
GUCAUAAUUAGCAGCAGAAGCAUGACCUUGGGGCUUAAACAUAGCUGCUGGGGGCAGCGCUCGGCUUUCCUGAGACACUGCUGAGGCUUUUUGCCUGUGUACAGUGCUGUUUUUCUUUCUUCUGUCCAAUGGCGUGUCAAGAAAGCAGCAGCAGUGGAGUUUUGUUACGUUUAGGUCUACUGAUGUUCGUCACCUCACUUUGCCACUGUACAAAGAUGACGAGGCUUAAGGCACUGGAUGAGAAAAGAGAGAACUUGGCGCGUACCCACAGCAAAGUUGAAAAAAGCCAUCAGCACUACGGAAGACUCCUAAUUGGACAGAACUCCCAGCAGGCCGCUAAACUCAACGGCACCAAUUCCACAGAGGACGUGAUGGACGUCGAGGCGGAUUACCAAGCCGACAUGGGCUGGUGGCCGACCCAGCAACUUAAUGAACGGAAUGACUGGCCGAAGUCUGACAUAGCAGCCAUGCAACAUCUCCUUGAAAUGGAAUCAAAGGUUGAAUGCACGCAAGACUCCAUGAAGCUUCUUGUUCACGAUGCGGCCUUCACCCCUGCAUCACUCAUCUUUGUGGACAGAGGUGCGCUGUCUCCUCUGUCUCUGGCCAAAUUGCCUUCCAGCUGUGGUUACACAAUCAGGUCAACUCAAAAGGAUUUGGUCCUGGUGGCGCCUUACGAUGGCUGCUUUGUGGUUGUUGAGGAGAACAGCUACGUUCUUCCGUUACGCUGGUGGGACCUACCCGUGAGGAUGUCGUGUCCUUUGUUUGAAUACCAGACACCAAAUCCUCCAAUGGUCACCUGCCACACCGAGGGCAUGGUAGUUAAAACGGAGUGGACCAGUGCUGCUUCUGACAUUAAAGCAAAGGUAAAUGGAAAAUGGGAACCUCUAUUGGUGGCUGCACAAAGAUGUUCGUUUGGUUUAGUUGAACAUCCUGAAGGUUUAGUCAUCUCUGUACGCUACCAGCCCUGCCUCGGGAAACAGGAUGGAUUGUACACCCUUGAACUUGCUACAGAUGGAGAAACAAAAAUUUCAUGUCCAUCGUUGUUGGCAGCUCAACUUGAACCCACAGAAAGCCUGGCAAAGGAUUCUACGCUGCAAAGUGAAAAGCCAAAUCCCGUUUUAUUCUCUCCACCUGAUCAAAAUGGCUUCCAAGUUCCACGUUCUCCUAAAAACUCAGGGAUUUCCAGCCAACAAAACUGGGUGCCUAAAGAAGCUGAUCAGUUCCCUUAUACCUUUUUCUCAAGUUUAAUGUACCCCCGCCUUACCUUUCAAGAGGCCACACCUACUAAGCAGCCUGCGCUCCCUACCCCAACACAGUCUGCUAGUACCCAAGCUACAGGUGAAAAUUUCAAUUACUUUCCCUUUUAUGAGUCCCAUUUAACUAGAAUAUCUCCAACAUGGUCACCAGUGUCCAAGUCGCCACCAGCUAAAAAUGAGGACCCUCUGCUUUCAUAUCCAUUUAGCCUUCCACCCAGAUUUUCUUCGAAACCUGAACAACCUCCAAGUGGCCCCAUGAGUCGAGAGCCACAACCUCCCAAUUUAUUUUAUUACCCACAAGUUCCACCUCAAGCUUAUUUUUAUCCCCUGUACCUUGAAAAAUUACCUGAGGACCAUGGUCAGUUGGAUCCUGCAGUGUCUGGAGAACCUCAGGGUGAAGAUUUACCAUUUCAUCUCAUCUGCACCCAAGAGAAGCCAGCUUCAAAACCCACUGGUGCUUCUCAACAACAAGCACACCAACCGUUGUACUUGGGGUGCAUUCAGCUGAAACCGGCCCCAGAACAAACUGCGUCACAGCGGUUAUUCCCCGAGACCCUUCGGCAGUCUUUCCUCAUAUGCAACCGGCAAACGGCCUCAAAAUCUACCGUGAGUCAGUCAUCAAACUCUGAAAGCUUCCAAGACCAAGUAUAUCUACCAUUCUACCUCAUGUGCACCCAGUGGAACCAACCCUUACAAUUCUCUAGUGCGACUCAGCCAGGACAAUCAGAAGUUUCGCAGAGCCAUCUAUACCAGGCAUUCUUCCCAUUUUAUACCCAGCUGCCUCUUGGUGACAAACCUGCUGGUGUGACUGGGCCACCACAGCCUUUAACCCGUCAAAGCCAGGAUUACCAGACAGUUUUCCCCAUCUACACCCAACCAACCUCAACUCAAAAGCCUGCUUUGACUCAGCCACCACAACCUAUGGCGCCACAAUCUCUGUUUUACCAGCAGGUCUUCCCCUUCUAUACCCAGCCAAAGCCAGAUCCAAAACCUGCUCAUGCUAAUCAACCACCACAACCUGCUUCCCCUUCUAACAAUGUUUACCAACCUGUUUUACCCUUCUAUAACCAACCAAACCCAACUGGGAAGCCUGCAGAGGUUACCUUAGCACCACAACCUACAACUCGACCAAGCAAAGAAUACCAGCUAUUUUUCCCUUUCUACACCAAACCAAAGUCUGAUCCGAAACCUGCAGUGACUCAGCCACCACCACCUGCAACUCCUGAAGGACAAGUAUACGAGCCUUUUCCUGACAUCUACGCCCAGCUAAAACCACUUUCAAAACCAUUUUCUACACAGCCAACGCUAACUGGUUCGUACUUAAGAGGAGCAAACCAGCCGUUUAUCCCUUUCUAUUCCCAACAAGGUACAACACCUGCUGAUAAUCAACCUUCAACCCCUCAAGGCCAAGUAUACCAGCCAUUCUUUAACUUCUAUACCCUGCCAGAGCCAACUCCGAAACCUACCGUCACCUGGCCAACUUGGCUUCCAGCCCCUGAAAGCCAGCUGAAUCAGCAGAUCUUUUCAUCCUUUUCCAAACCAAAUCCAGCAUUAAAGCCCGCAGCCUCUCAGCCGUCCCAACCUGAAGUCACUCAGGGUCCUGCAUACCAGCAGUUCUACAACAUGAAAAAGCCUGAACAACCUUCCAAGCCUUCUGAGCCACAGCAGAACAAAGUCACUCCUAGUCAAACGCAUCAGCCACUCUACCCUAACCAGCCGUACUUGGAGCCAAAGCCAGCUCCAGGAUCAACAGCUGUUCCUCGGCUGCUACAGUCAGACACCCUUCCAGGCCAAGCACACCAACAAAUGUGCUUAUACACUCAGCCGUUGACUGAAAGCCAGCUAGCAAACAUGCCAACUAAAACUAUUCAGGGUAAAGUUUAUGGGCCUUGUCAACUAUCUGGGAAACCAGGUGCUGAAACACCCAUAGUCUCUAAUCCCAUUCCUUAUGGUCUUCCUGGGGUUUGUCCUGAGUUUUGCCCGUCUGGCUUGUCAAAUUGCUGUUUCCAAAUAGCUGUUCAUCAGCACUUUCACAUUACUCCUGGAUAUGGUGCUGUGCCUCAAUUUUACAGGGGUUUGCCAUUCUCACAUAUGGUACACCCUGACUCCACCAUGGCCCUAGAAGCUGAGCAAGUCCCUCAAAGAGCCAGCACCUCUGCACAAAUGUCACCCUGGGGCCCUCAAACUGCAGGUCAAGAAUACUUUCAACCGCCAGAUGGCAACCCUGCUGCACUACCAACAAUUGGUCCAAGCAAGACUCCAGAUGAUGCAAGAGCUUCUCCUCGUAUUGCAUCAGAUUCUGAUUCAUCGUAUAACUACUGGUCACAUCUACAAGAUAUUCAGUUGCCAAAUAUGGAGCAAAACAAAUUUGCCAAUUUGAAUGGCCCUCUUAAACCUCCAGGUUUUAGGCCAGUUGAGCAAAUUCAGCCUGAUAACAUUCAAUUUCCCAAUUGGCAAACCAAUGAGCGGUUGGCGGGGAAUGUUCACUCCAUGCAAAGUUUCAUGCCUUACCCGAACCAGCCUGAAUCGCACUCGGACAUGGGAGAUAAUCCUGGUAUUGAGAGGCAGCCUUGGUACAAUUCGGAGCUUAAAAGUGCAACACAUCAUAACUUCAAACGUGCAAUAGACAAAUUUUUCUCUCAUCACUACAUGCCCCAAGAUGCUCCACAGUCCAAUCGGAACAACUCUGCAGCCCCUAAUAACUCUGACACGCAGCCUUCUCUGACCACCUCCAAGAACUCCACUUACCAUCAACAUCUGAAUCCUCAUUCAGUGUCAAAAAGUUUUGUGCUGCUACAACAUGGGCCACCAGGGAGGAAGCCAAAAAGUUUCCGUGACCCUUCAUCCCCUCUUGGACAGCUGCUUCAUGGCGCACGCUUCAAAGGAGAAAGAACUGAGCAGAACACCGAUUCAUUACAUGAACAAAGCAAGGGGUCCAUAAACCAGGAAGAAGGGAUGUCUAACCCUUCACAAAGUGAUGUUGACGCCUUGAAGAGGCUUGACGAAUCAGAUUUGCCAUCAUUUUUCUCGGCAUCAGGAAACUCCGACCCAGUGUAUUUUGAACCUGAACAAUAUUUCAGUGCUUCAGAAUUGAAGCCUGAUGUUCUUGAGUCAUUUGAGGACAUCUGGAAAUCCUUGACACCUACAGGCUCCAGUCGGUUGUUUGCUGCACGUGUUUCAGGGAAGGAUGAAGAGGGCAGUUUUGCUGUGAACCAGCCGUCAAGUGGAAUGAGCCAGCCACUCGAAAUGGAAAACGGAGAUUAAGAAGAGUUGUCUUUAAUAAAACUUUAUCUAACAA